AUGCAGCUCGUGAGAUUUAUGUUCACAAUCUUGGUAAUCGCUUUUUUCAUUGCGACUCUUUCACAACGUGUUUCUGCGGUCAACUACCAGGAGUGUCUGUCUGGUUUACAAUCCCUGUGUAACUCGACAGUUGAUGGACAGGAAUGCAAUACAUCAAUACUAUCUGGACUUCUCGAUGGCUCUGGAAAGCCCACCUCACCAAACGAGUCAAUUGCUAUGUCAUAUGGAUUAUGCAAGGCUUACUGUGGGACUUCCCAAGAGCCAUUUUCUUGGACAAACUUCUCGCAGCAGUUUAGUGGAUGGCUGCUCCCGUAUCUGGCCCUCAUCUCGCAGUUGCCUUUUGGGGCAAAACACCGACUAGAUAAUUUGACAUCCAUGUUUCUCACUGUAGGCUCCCCUACGUUGGCUGGUUACUCCCUCAUUAUAACCGUCCUCAAUUCACGAUGGAUCAUCCGCAGAUUCGAGGUUAUCGAUUAUCCUAACGCAGAUUUUGCGGUCCGCAUACUCAUCAGUCUCCAACAAGCCCCAUUACGUGUAACGUCAGAGGAUUCACUGCUAGCUUCCCUCGUCGUACUUCCCGAGAAUGACGAGUGGUGGAGCGAGCUUGCCCAGCUCAUUGACUAUACCCAUACAUGGUCACUUUCGGCUGCAACGUCUAUCAUUUGGGUUGUCAUCGCGUAUCUGUUUACCGUCGUCGACUCUCUUGAAAACCUCGACGCUAACAUCAACUCUAAUGGUCAAGCCGUCGGUUCUGUCUGGCUAUGGCUGUUGUCCAUUGUCAUCGGAUGGCUUCAGCUUUCGCCCAAAUGUGAUUACAGCCGUAUUAGUAAGAUCCUAGGCCGGGCAAACGCAAUGGCGUUUGUCGCAAGUAGUUACGGCGCGGUUAAAGCAUCCUCGAGGAGUCGACGACGUGCCGUCUCAAUAGACGCUGUAUAUGACAACACUCUUUUCUUCGCUGAUGAAAACCGCAGCCCACCGAUCUUCAAUUAUGCGCGAGCUAUUUCGUGGUCGCAAUCUGCGGAGGAGGUUUGUGAUGCAUUCUGCAUGGCUUCGAGGAAUGCAGGUUCACACAGACCUAUUGAUCCGAACGCUGAGUGGCAGGACAAUGGAAAAAGCGAUGAUAUACAUCUAGCCAACCGGAUGGGCCCCCCUGAUGCAGUCGAUUCAUACUGUCUUGCGCCCACAGAUACUGUUCGGAGCAGGUGGGGGUCCGGUAUAUUUGCGCGGAUGUGCGUUGCGUCUCUCAUGGCACUGCUUUUGCAAUGGGGAACCACCGGCGCUGCUUUGCUUGGCGUGUUGUACACACCUACUACAGGUUUAGGAUGUCGGUCAUUAGCUUAUUUAACUUAUGGGAUUAUUUCAACACUCAUAUGGAUGAUAAUGGUCGCCUCUAGUGUCCUGGCUCAUUACGCUUCUCAUCGACCUAAAGCUGGUUCCUCUCGUGUUGCACUUUUCCUUUCUGAAAGUUUAUGUUGGCUUGGAAAGGCCAUGGCGACGAUUAACGGUAUUGGAAUAAUUGCGGUAUGCGUGUUCCAGUUCAGCAACGUCUUCGACACUUGUUUCUGUAAUGCAAGUGUCUUUGGCCGAGGAAAAUCAGCGUAUUCGGUCGUGUAUCCUGCAAUUGGCGCCUUAGACUCAACAAGGAAAGCAUGGAUAGGUGGCCUAGUCAUGGCAUCGGGAUGUGCUGUUGGUUUUGUUUUGUUUGUGAAUCUUGUCGUUGACUCGCUUUCUUAA
This is a messenger RNA of Serpula lacrymans var. lacrymans S7.9, 1734 nucleotides long. RefSeq lists its product as uncharacterized. The transcript has 3 exons. The record is from RefSeq and is a predicted model, not a curated record. NCBI's taxonomy places the organism in Eukaryota, Fungi, Basidiomycota, Agaricomycetes, Boletales, Serpulaceae. Bases 1 to 1734 code for a protein of 577 amino acids.